Molecule: messenger RNA, 2001 nt
Organism: Rubroshorea leprosula
Lineage: Eukaryota; Viridiplantae; Streptophyta; Magnoliopsida; Malvales; Dipterocarpaceae
Source: the annotation of a GenBank genome assembly
UAAGCCUCCUUGUUCAUCAUUCAACGCUUCUCCUUUUCUUUCUUCACCCCUUUCUCUUUUUCCAGAACCCUAACAUGGAUCUUUGUUACCUAUCUCAAGCUCAUCUUAAUCUUGGUAAUCUUCUUCAAAUUGAACAUGAACCUAGGUUUUGGGUUUCGCGAUGAACCCAGCUCCUAGGUAAGCCAUACAUUGUGCAUUAACUAUGGAUUUUACUAAGGAUAUUAUCAGACAAAGGAAAAGGUCAGGGGAGGAUUAUGCAUCUCAUUCUGUUUCUAAGGAGUCUAAUGAUUUCAACUUUUCAGUUAGUAGUAUCAAGCCAGACCUAACAUUGCUAAAGGCAGCCUAUGACCUCUUGUCUUCUAAGGAAAAGUAUGAUUUUGAGGUGCAAUUUGGACGUAUUGUAGACUUGUUUUCUAUUGUGCCAGAUUGGAAAUUGUUUAAAGCUAUGUUGAAAUUUUAUGUUCCUACAUAUGGAGCAUUUGUGUUCCCGCAGUUUGAGCUAGUACUUACUAUUGAUGAGUAUCAUCAAUUCUUACGAUGUAGUCCUACAGUGGAUUCACAUACUUUUACCCCUACACAGCAGCAUAUGCAGCUUACAAGUGUAAUAGUUCAAGAGAUGUUGCAACGUAUUUGUGGGUUCUCUUUUGAUUUCACACAACCUUUACUAAAGACGGAUACUUAUGGGUUUAAUUGGGAUGUAGCUUUUACAACUAUGGGCAAUAGUUUAGCUAAUAUGAGAUCUUCAGAAAGGAUUAGAUUUGUGGCACUUGGGGUUUAUGGCAUGGUCAUAUUUCCUAUUUAUGUUAAGUCUAUUGCACCUAUGGUGGUGGCUCUAUUUGAUCAGUUGUUGUCUACUUCGGCAUUCAAUCCUACUCCAACUGUAGUCGCGGAAACCUUGAGAUCUAUGCAAGUUAUUUGGGCAAAACGUAAAGGUCGCUUCUUGGGUUGCAUUGAGUUGUUUACUGCAUGGGCACAUGAUCACUUAAUAGGUCCUCGAUUUGAAACUUUGCUUAGUGUUCCUAUAAAAAAUAGGAAAGUAGAGGAUUGGCAUCAAAUUUUCUUGUCUGCUUCUAUUAGUGAUGUCAGAUUUGUGCUUUCAUCUUGGAGUGCCACUCAUUACCUUCAUCCACCUGAGAGGCACCACUUUAUUCCUUUGUUAGGUAUCCGUGGGGGAAUUUCUUAUUCUGUGGAGUUAGCACGUCGCCAGUUUGGAGAAGCACAAGGUGUUCCUUAUCUAAAUAAUGGUUUACCUCCUCCUUUUGAUUAUGCAUCUACUAUGAAGAUUGUUGACAAGAUAUCUGAGGCGCAUGAACUGUGGGUCAAAUGUAGGAUGUUACCUAUAUGGAAAGAAAAUGGAACUAGACCAGAAUAUGAGCAAUGGAGGUCUAUUUGGAUAAAAAAUCUUUCUUUGCCUCUCAAGGUGAUAAAUACCAAAGAAUCCACUAUCAUAGAUUUGACUACUAAGUUGGAGUUUAGCCAUUCUCAAAGAGCUCAUUUGCGAGAAAAGUAUGAUGGUUUAGCUCUUAAACAUGAAUUGCUUAAAAGGGGUAAAGAAUUGUCUGAUCAGCAAAUGAUGGAAUUGAACAAAGACUUGGCUACCAAUAAACAAGUUUGUGUGGAGCAAAAGCGAAGUUUGAAGUUUGCUAAGGAACAAAAGAGAAGGUUAUUACAAGUGAAGGCGGAUCUCAAAGCAAAAGAGGAGGAGAACAAGGAGCUUGUUGAGAAGAUGGCCAGGCAGCAAAAAUUGGAGGAAGAGGUGGCUCGGUGGAAGAAUGCUUACAACAAUCUAUUGUCUGACUAUAGUGCUUUGCAAAAAGAAUUACAAGCAAUGAAGCAGUCAAAGCAAGGAGGGGAAGAAAACACAUCUUGAGUAGCUUAUGGAAAUUUGUCACUUGAGAACUUACAAACAUCAGAAAUUUGGAUUUCUUAAUGAAACUUGCUUGAAUGAAUACAAUCUUUCUUCCUUAUGAAAAGUGUAUUCGAUAAAGUAAAAUUCAUGAA